Molecule: messenger RNA, 707 nt
Organism: Gracilinanus agilis (Agile Gracile Mouse Opossum)
Lineage: Eukaryota; Metazoa; Chordata; Mammalia; Didelphimorphia; Didelphidae
Product: collagen alpha-1(XIII) chain-like
Exons: 9
Coding region: 159-707 (182 amino acids)
Source: RefSeq, a predicted model, not a curated record
AGGAAGGAAGGAAGGAAGGAAAGAAGGAAGGAAGGAAGGAAGGAAGGAAGUUCUAAUGUCACACAUGUGAAGACCAGCUGCCAAGCAUCUCCAGACAUCUUGAUCAGGGUGUCCAAUCUGUUUUACAGGGUGCCAAAGGAGAGCCAGGCAAAGGAGAAAUGGUGGAUUACAAUGGAAAUAUCAAUGAAGCUCUCCAGGAGAUCCGCACUUUGGCCCUGAUGGGACCCCCUGGACUCCCAGGGCAAAUUGGCCCACCAGGAGCUCCUGGUGUACCAGGACAAAAGGGGGAAAUUGGUCUGCCAGGUCCUCCAGGACAUGAUGGGGAAAAGGGACCUCGAGGCAAACCAGGAGAGGUCGGGCUCCCUGGUCCCCAAGGGCCACAAGGAAAGGAUGGACCUCCAGGGCUAAAAGGAGAAAAAGGAAAUGUGGGGACACCUGGGGAGAAAGGGGAGGCAGGACAAGUUGGUUCCCCGGGUCUUGAUGGCCCCACCGGAGAAAAAGGAGAACCAGGUGACCAAGGGAGACCAGGAGCCACAGGAUUGCCCGGCCCAAUUGGGCUCCCGGGAUUUACAGGAGAGAAAGGAGAACCUGGAGAGAAGGGUGAUCCAGGAGCAGAGGUAUCUGGACCACCAGGGCCAGAGGGUCCCCCAGGACCUGCGGGAAGAAAUAUGAUGGAGGAGAAUGGUAUUCUGAGUGAGAAGAACUAA